Messenger RNA from Phycodurus eques (leafy seadragon), 963 nucleotides. RefSeq names its product homeobox protein Hox-D9b-like. NCBI's taxonomy places the organism in Eukaryota, Metazoa, Chordata, Actinopteri, Syngnathiformes, Syngnathidae. Gene Ontology annotation, molecular function: DNA-binding transcription factor activity, RNA polymerase II-specific; RNA polymerase II cis-regulatory region sequence-specific DNA binding. Gene Ontology annotation, cellular component: nucleus. The transcript has 2 exons. The record is from RefSeq and is a predicted model, not a curated record. Bases 1 to 963 code for a protein of 320 amino acids. Gene Ontology annotation, biological process: anterior/posterior pattern specification; proximal/distal pattern formation; regulation of transcription by RNA polymerase II.
AUGUCGCUAACAAAUUAUUAUUCCAUGAUGGGGCUGCAGACUGAGGAGCCGUACGGUGCGCAUUUCCUCCCGGCAGGCUUGCAGGCGAAGCCGUCGCGCGGUGGCGCGGAGGAGGAGGAGGGGACCCCCGGCCCCCACAUUUCGGAUUUUGCCCCACACUUUCCCAACAAGCAAAGCGGCUUGAACGGCUUCUCCCCGUGGACGAACCCCCCAUCGGCGUCGGCGUCGGCGGCGUCGUCGUCGUCGUCCCCGCCGCUGCAGGCCGCCCCGGGCGCGUCCCUCUCGGGGCUUUUCCCCCCGCACCACCUCCUCGGCCACCACCACCACCACCACCACCAGCACCAGCACCAGCACCAGCACCAGCAGCAGCCGCAGCAGCCCCCCUACUACGCCGAGCACCUCGCCCCGGCCUCGGAGGGCCGCUUCGUCCGCUGCUGGGAGGGCCCGCCGCCCCCGCCCCCGCCCCCGCCCCCGACCCAGCCGCACGGCUGCCCGUCGAACCCCAACCCGAGGUUCGAGGCGGUGAAGCCCGACGGCUCGCCUCCUCGGUCGCGCGGCAGCCCCGGCGGGGACUCCAGCUUCGGCGGCCCGGGCGAGGUGGUGCUCGAGCGGCUGGGGACGGCCGAGGAGCUGCGCAGGAAGCCGGAGCCCAAAAAGGAAGACGACGAGCAGGACGAGGACGACGCCAGGAAAACCCGACCGGUGCCGCCCGACCCAGAGAACCCGUCGGCCAGCUGGAUCCACGCCAAGUCCACCCGCAAGAAGCGCUGCCCCUACACCAAGCACCAGACCCUGGAGCUGGAGAAGGAGUUCCUGUAUAACAUGUACCUGACCCGGGACCGGCGCCUGGAGGUGGCCAGACUCUUGAACCUGACCGAGCGCCAGGUGAAAAUCUGGUUCCAGAACCGACGUAUGAAGAUGAAGAAGCUGAUGAUCCGGGAGAGGAGGAGCAUCAAUGAAUAA